AUGGCGUCAGAGUCGCUCAACUCGUCCCAAGAGGACGUCCAUGGGCGCCAGCAACACUCAGUUGGAAGCAAUACCCAGCAAGCUUCUCCAGGAAAUCCAUACGCGACUCAAGCUGCUGCUGGCGCGGCAGCGGCGCGCGUACUUUUCCCGCUGGGAUACAAAGAAGGCUUCAGUCAAUGGUGGGCUCGCCUACCAGCCGCAGUUGCCGAACAUAAGGUCCUUUCUUAUCUGCCCUACUUGCAUCACCAGCCACCAACCCACCUCCAGACCGGAAACACGGCAGAAUUUCCGGACGGCGCUACCCCGAGCAGCUUGGAAACCGCAGACCAUAACCAGAAGGGUGAGGUCAGCACCAGCUCCCUCGACGAUCCGUAUGGCCCUCGUCGAUGGCGCUCUAGCAUGGUGGAAUUGAGCGGGAAAGACCGUGCGCUCAAUGAGUUCUCGGUGGAGAGAGUGGGAGAGGAAGCAGAUCAGCAUCUGGUCAUGCUCCAUGGUUACGGCGCCGGACUAGGCUUCUUCUAUAAGAACUUUGAACCUUUGAGUCGUUUGAAGGGCUGGCAACUACAUGCCUUGGAUAUGCUGGGCAUGGGCCGAAGUACUCGACCCGCAUUCAAGAUCAAGGCAAAGGAAAGAGAACAGGCCAUUAGGGAGGCCGAAGCUUGGUUCGUGGAUGCGCUAGAGGAAUGGCGCAUCAAGCGCAAGAUUGAUCGCUUCACCUUGCUCGGACACAGUCUCGGCGGGUACAUGGCGGUCGCCUACGCGCUGAAGUAUCCCGGUCAUCUCAACAAGCUCAUCCUGGCAUCUCCAGUCGGUAUUCCGGAGGACCCAUAUGCUGUCACCGCAGAUGUGGCGGAGCCAUCGCCGUCAACGCUGCCAAACGAACUUGCCCAUGACCAGCGAGAUAUCACUGCAUCAUCUGCCAUUCCGCCGACAGUACCCCCGACGACCGAUGGUAGCUUCAUCACUGGGCGACAGCCACUACCGCCCGAUGCUCCCCCUACUGCCCCGGCCCCACGACGGGCGCUCCCCAAAUGGUUCGCAUAUCUGUGGGAGGCCAAUAUCUCCCCCUUCAGCUUGGUGCGGUGGGCCGGUCCUUUGGGGCCUAGACUUGUCUCUGGAUGGACUUCUCGUCGUUUCUCUCACCUACCAGCCGAGGAAGCCAAGGCACUCCACGACUAUUCAUACUCGAUCUUCAGCCUUCGCGGUAGCGGCGAGUACGCAUUGGCUUAUGUUCUUGCUCCUGGUGCAUUUGCCCGCAGUCCUCUUAUUCACCGUAUCCACGGCCUUGGGAGACAAAUAAUCCAAAAUAAUACAAAUGUCCUCCCCGGUCCAACCUCUGCCGCCACUUCUUCAACCUCCGAGACUACACCUGCCUCCACCGCCAAUUCUUCAUCCGACGCAUCCCCACGGCGCGAGAACGGCCUUCCUGUGGUAUUCAUGUACGGCGACCAUGAUUGGAUGGAUGUCUCGGGCGGCCACGCUGCUGCUGCUCGGUUGGAAGAAGAAAAGCGAAAGGUUCUACAAAACGCUACCCCUGAAGAAAAGCGCGCCGAUGAAGGCUCGUCCAAAGUCGUCGUCGUCAAGAGAGCUGGCCAUCAUUUGUAUCUUGAUGGCUGGGAGGAGUUUAACAGCAUUGUCCUUGCCGAGAUGGAAGAGGUCAAUAAGCGGGAGCGGAAUCGUCAGUCAUGA
Penicillium bovifimosum is the source of this 1689-nucleotide messenger RNA. RefSeq names its product putative alpha/beta hydrolase. Gene Ontology annotation, cellular component: mitochondrial inner membrane. Gene Ontology annotation, biological process: cardiolipin acyl-chain remodeling. Bases 1 to 1689 code for a protein of 562 amino acids. Gene Ontology annotation, molecular function: A2-type glycerophospholipase activity. Lineage: Eukaryota; Fungi; Ascomycota; Eurotiomycetes; Eurotiales; Aspergillaceae. The transcript is spliced from 2 exons. The record is from RefSeq and is a predicted model, not a curated record.